This is a messenger RNA of Carica papaya (papaya), 2352 nucleotides long. Lineage: Eukaryota; Viridiplantae; Streptophyta; Magnoliopsida; Brassicales; Caricaceae. The record is from RefSeq and is a predicted model, not a curated record.
AUGGCAGCGCAUGCCCCUGAAGGGGUAGCGUACACCAUCCAAGCCUACCGUGCGUGCUGGUUGAAGGGGUCCGUACAAGCAGGCAUGUGCACAUGCACGUGGAGUCAUGCACCAUUUGCGUACAAUGUAAUGGGCACAGACGGCGCACCUUGCGCUCCGCGUGGAUGGGACGUGCACGUAGGCGCACAUCCAGUAUGGUCCCCAAGUAUGGCAUCAAGCAAACAUGUUGAUGGCUACCGGGAAUCUAAACAAGGAAUGCAGCAAAGACCUGUUAAUGAUAAUCGCUCAAGGUUAAGUAGUGACUCCCAUGGAUUCAGGUUUGCAGUUGCUAACGGAACUGUUGGAGUUGGGAAAUCAGAUGGUAUCUUGCAACAGACAGGUUUGACUGUGCGUUCCUCCAACCCUAGGGCAGAUAUGGACAACAGUUCCCUUCUCAGUGAUAAGAGAGAUUGUCCUGGUGGUUCAGAAAAGGAAAGAGGUCACCUCAGGGCUGUUAAUAAGGCAAAUGUUCGUGAUGAAUUUAAUUCUGCUAGUCCUACUUCUAACACAAAACUGAAUGCAUCUGUUCGGGGUCCAAGAUCAGGUUCAGGUGUUGCACCUAAGCUCUCUCCAAUUCUCCAUAGAGCAACUGCUCCUGGUGAUUGGGAGAUUUCUAAUUGCACAAACAAGCCACCUGCUGCUGGUGGAGUUAGUAACCGCAAGCGUACAGCAUCAAAUAGAUCUUCAUCACCACCUGUUGCCCACUGGGCUAGUCAAAGACCACAGAAGAUCUCCCGUAUUGCUAGAAGAACAAAUUUUGUUCCUAUAGUUUCAAGUCAUGAUGAAUCUCAUUCCGUGGAUACUGUAUCUGAUGCUGCUGGCAAUGACCUUGGAUUGGGAUUUCCAAAACGUUUGGCUGGGAAUUCUCCUCAACAAGUUAAACUAAAAGGCGAUACCUUCUCUUCAGCAACAUUAUCUGAAAGUGAAGAGUCUGGAGCUGCUGAAAUUAAAUCCAAAGAUAAAGGUAAAAAGUCUGAUGAUAUAGAUGAGAAAGCUGUUCAUAACAUUCAAAAGAUGUCCACUCUGGUUCUUCCAUCAAGAAAGAAUAAACUGGCUGCUGGGGAAGAGCUUGGAGAUGGUGUGCGCAGGCAAGGGAGGACAGGGCGUGGUUUCACCUCCACAAGGUCUCUCAUGCCAAUGACUGUUGAUAAGCUUGGUAAUGUUGGAACAGCGAAACAACUUCGUAGCAUGAGGCUUGGUUUUGAUAAGACAGAAAGCAAGGCAGGUCGUCCUCCAACUAGGAAACUUUCUGACCGCAAGGCUUAUACUCGUGUAAAGCAUGCAGCAGCAAAUGCAACCAUGGACUUUCUUGUUGGUUCAGCUGAUGGGCAUGAAGAGCUACUGGCUGCUGUGAGUGCCAUCAUCAGUGCAGCUCAUGCCUUUUCCAGCCCAUUUUGGAGACGUAUGGAACCAUAUUUUGGCCUCAUAUCUGAUGUAGACAUAACAUUUUUGAAGCAACAGGGAAGUCCUGAAUAUACUGCACCAGUGCCAAAGCCUAUUCACUCAAAUAUAGCUGGUUGUGGUAGUGUCCCUAAUGGAUAUGAGCAUGAAGCGGACAUGGGGCUUGUCACCGAAGAAGGGAGUGGUGAACUGCUUACAGAAGAGUUAUUACCCAGCAGAGGAGAUCCUAAUGCAGUUUCCCUUUAUCAGAGAUUUCUUGCAGCUUUAAUUCCACAGGAAGAUUGUAGUUGUGGAAGCGACGAUGUCAAAUAUGAUGGUUAUGGAACUGGCUUUGAGCUGGAUCCAGUAAUUGAAUCUAAUGGUUCAAACCAUAUAGUUGAUUUUGAGUCUGCUAGGCACACCACUUUUAAUGGUUAUAGGACGACUGGGAGAAUGGAUGACGAGGAAUCUGAAAUUGAUGAAUUAGGAAUUCCAAACAAAGGAAUUAAUUCAAAUGGCAUGUUUUCAAACCAGGCAUUGGUACCUUCAGUAGUUUCUUCAGAACUUCAGUAUGACACUAUGCAGAUAAAUGAGAAAAUUUUUCUUGAGGCUCAAAGCAUUGGAAUUUUCUUAGAACCAAUGUCUGAUAUAAUGCAGACAGAGGAUGAAGCAAUCAGUGAGGACAUCUGUAAACUAGAGGAGAAGUACCAUGAACAGGUCUACAAGAAGAAUGGCUUAAUAAACACUUUAUUAGUUCGUGCUUUAGAAUUGAAAGAUAUUCAAGAGAAGGAGUUUGAUCAACGUGCUUAUGACAAACUUGUUAGCAUGGCUUAUGAAAAGUAUAUGGUAAGUUCCUUAUUGUUCAGUUAUCCUCUCUCUUUAUUAGGAUUUCAAAUUGAUAAUUAUAUGAUGCAUAAGGAGUCCUAUCCCUGA